CAGCCAUAUCAUCUACCAAAUGCUUUUGCGGAGAGCCUGUAGCCACGUCAUAUUUGAGUGCCUUGUGUAGGUUUCGUUUAUCACUACUGGCUUUAAUUAUACACCACUGUUAUUUUAUUAAUUCUAUAAUAAUUUAUAAUAACAACAAUUAACAAACGAGAUGAAUAUAUUUCGUUUACUCGGUGAUUUGUCCCAUUUACUAGCCAUUAUUAUUUUGCUCCUGAAGAUAUGGAACACAAGAAGUUGUGCCGGUAUAAGUGGAAAAUCCCAAAUACUUUUUGCCAUUGUUUACACCUCCAGGUAUCUUGACUUAGUCACAACAUAUAUAUCAGCAUAUAAUACUUUUAUGAAAGUGAUAUUUAUUGCUGCAUCAUAUGCUACGAUCUUCCUUAUGUAUGUUAAAUUCAAGGCAACAUAUGAUCAUAAUCACGAUUCAUUCAGAAUUGAAUUUUUGCUUUUACCAACGUUGAUUCUAGCAGUGUUUAUAAAUCAUGAAUUUUCACCCUUAGAAAUUCUUUGGACAUUCAGUAUUUAUUUGGAAUCUGUUGCUAUUUUGCCGCAACUAUUUUUGGUAUCUAAAACUGGUGAGGCUGAAAGUAUUACCAGUCAUUAUCUAUUCGCAUUGGGUUCAUAUCGUGGUCUCUAUAUAUUCAAUUGGAUUUAUCGUUAUUAUGCUGAAAGUCAUUAUGAUCUCAUUGCAAUUAUUGCCGGUGUUGUUCAAACUGUACUGUACUGUGACUUUUUUUAUCUUUACAUUACCAAAGUACUCAAAGGAAAGAAAUUACAGUUACCUGCUUAGCUAUUCAGUGAGUGAAUUGGAUCUUAUAUAUAGAAAUACAAAAAAAUUAAAUAUAAACAACAACAAAAAGUAAUAAUAAUAAUAAUGAUAAUAUUAUCAAUAAUAAUUAACAUUGAUAGUAAGUCAGUGUAUUUGGUAAAUCACUAUAAUAAUGAAACAAUCGGGUAAGUCAAGUUAAAUUAAGCUUAAUAUUUAAAUAGAAGAGGAUAAAAUCCGGUAAUCAAAUAUGCUUGAGCGAGCGCACAAAAUAUUAUUUAAUAAUAAGGUUAUUACAAAAUAACAAAAAAAAAUUGGUUUCAUAUUUGAACGAAAUUAUUUCUCAUGCCAUUUAAAUUUGUAAAAAAAAUUUAGAGACU
Molecule: messenger RNA, 1155 nt
Organism: Microplitis demolitor
Lineage: Eukaryota; Metazoa; Arthropoda; Insecta; Hymenoptera; Braconidae
Gene: KdelR
Product: ER lumen protein-retaining receptor
Exons: 3
Coding region: 161-799 (212 amino acids)
Biological process (GO): protein retention in ER lumen; endoplasmic reticulum to Golgi vesicle-mediated transport
Cellular component (GO): endoplasmic reticulum; membrane; cis-Golgi network
Molecular function (GO): ER lumen protein retrieval receptor activity
Source: RefSeq, a predicted model, not a curated record